GUUUGUAUAAGAAUUCGUAAACCGGGCUAUUUUGUUCAAACUACAGCGCUUUGAAGUUAUUUCUUCCGUUUUAUAAAAUUGCAUUUAUAUUCAGUGAAUUUUAUUCAUUCACAUUCCUUAGUAAACCUAACUAGGGUGAAAAAAAGAAGAACGUAACUAGCGUUAAGCACAUCCGUCGCCGCCACCGAUGUCCAGCGGGUGGCGCUGGCGCGACUUACCAAGUGGAGUUAAGUUUUGUGGACGGAAGUUUUCACGGAAGAAGAGUGGGACAGCAAUGGUUCGCGUUAAAGCCAGGUAUUUGCUGUGUGAAUUGAAUGUGUCAGACCGGACCCAACUGUUGCUGCUGGAUGACCGAGCUGUGUUAGCGGCAGUAAAAACAGCGGUGGCCCGCAUACACGGUGACUAUGGGGCGGCUCUCUGCAGCAUGAGAUUCUCAAUAAAAUAUCUGAAUGCCCACACUGGAAUAGUAUUCCUGCGUUUUCUUAGAAGAGCUUACAAGCUACUUUGGUCUGCACUGCCUUUUAUUACCAGUAUCGAUGCCCGUGGACACAAAAUCCCCUGUUUUCUUAAUUGUUUGCAUGUAGGAGGAACCAUUAGAACAUGUCAAAAGUUUUUGGUCAGGUACAACACCCAGCAACUUCAUCGUAUGCUCCCUAAAUGUAGAAAUGAAGAAGAAAAACAAGAGGUUCGCAAAGCAAUCCUGAACUGUUCCCUAACAAAAGGAAACAAUGAGGAAUUUCAUAUUGAAUCAGAGAGUGAGGAGGAUGAAGAAGCACAGUCAUAGUGAUUUUCUGCAGUAAAUUUGGCAACUGUUUGGUUCUGAGAUUUAAGGGGACUGAGUUAAAAUGGUUUAAUUCAGAUAUUCAGUACAUUUGUUAUUAAAGAAAAGACUGUGAGUUUGUCUUUAAUGCAGAGACAUAUGUCUUAGUGUUUGUCACAAAACAUUUUUAGUUAGCUGUCAGGUCAAAAUGGGUCUCCUUGAAAAGGAUCUAGUGUUGAUACUGAAUUGUUAUCAUUUUGGAUAAAGGCUUCUGAAAUAGUUUGUUUUUAUGAGUUUAUUUCUACUCUGUUCUAUAAGUAUACUAUUUUGUUUGUAAAUUAAAGUUUACUUAUCUUGAA
Molecule: messenger RNA, 1119 nt
Organism: Betta splendens (Siamese fighting fish)
Lineage: Eukaryota; Metazoa; Chordata; Actinopteri; Anabantiformes; Osphronemidae
Gene: pop5
Product: POP5 homolog, ribonuclease P/MRP subunit
Exons: 5
Coding region: 188-784 (198 amino acids)
Biological process (GO): tRNA 5'-leader removal
Cellular component (GO): ribonuclease P complex
Molecular function (GO): ribonuclease P RNA binding
Source: RefSeq, a predicted model, not a curated record